Molecule: messenger RNA, 2481 nt
Organism: Galdieria sulphuraria
Lineage: Eukaryota; Rhodophyta; Bangiophyceae; Galdieriales; Galdieriaceae
Product: minichromosome maintenance family (MCM)
Exons: 5
Coding region: 100-2460 (786 amino acids)
Biological process (GO): mitotic DNA replication; double-strand break repair via break-induced replication; DNA replication initiation
Cellular component (GO): MCM complex; nucleus
Molecular function (GO): ATP binding; single-stranded DNA binding; single-stranded 3'-5' DNA helicase activity
Source: RefSeq, a predicted model, not a curated record
UUUGAAACCGAAUGUCAUCGAAUUUCUAAGGAAAUAUUUUUGGCGGGAACUUUCUGCAUUGAUAUUGGAGUUAUUCGUCAUUAUCUCUCUUCGUGGAUAAUGAACCAACUUUAUCAGGAAAACAACCAAAACCAAGUAAAAGAUAUUGUGGCUGAAGAAGUUUCACUCUUGUUUUUCAAGUUUCUAGAAACAUUUGAAGAUGAAAAUAUAGGAGAAGAGACCCAUUCAUUUGUAUAUUACAGACAGCUAGAGGAACUACGUCAAAAUGAAAGGACUACUUUAUACAUCGACUAUAUGCAUAUCAUUCAGUUUGACGAGACUCUUGCUAAUGCAAUCGAAUCCAAUUAUUACAGAUUCGAACCUUAUCUACGUUCAAGUGCUACCGAGUUUGGUAAAAAACACUUUGCAGAGUAUAUGAAGACAGAACAGGGUCAAACAAAACAACUUUGGGUUUCUAUCUACAACUUUCCUCAAGUUCACAAGCUUCGGGACUUGAGAAGUAACAAAGUAGGUUCGCUGAUGGCAAUCAGUGGAACUGUUACAAGAACUUCGGAUGUACGCCCAGAGCUUUUAAAAGGCUGUUUCGUAUGCAAGAAUUGUGGACAUCAAUCAGAAAAUAUUGAACAACAGUUUCGAUACACGGAACCUCCUAUCUGUACAGCUUGUAACAGCAAACAUAAUUGGACUUUAGAUGUGACCAAGUCUCUGUUUGUAGAUUGGCAGCGCAUCCGCUUACAAGAAAAUUCCAAUGAAAUUCCUGCUGGUUCCAUGCCACGUACAAUAGAUGUGAUUAUACGAAAUGAUGAUGUCGAAGUUGCCAAAGCAGGUGAUAGAUGUAUAUUUGUUGGCAGCUUGAUUGUUAUUCCAGAGCCUACCAGUUUGGCCGCAGCUGGAGAAAGGAUUGAAUUGACAGGGCCUAAAGACUUCCGAACGGAAGGUGUUACCGGUGCAAAGGAAUUUGGUUCUCGAGAACUCAACUAUCGAAUAUCUUUCUUAGCCUGUUAUGUUUGUCAUUUAGAAUUGUAUUCAAAACCUAGAAGUCUUCAUCGCACUUCUGAGAUAGAAGAUGAUGCCGAGCUUGUUAUGGAAUCCUUUUCAGCUGAGGAGCGACAAGAAAUCUUUUCGAUGCGUUCAACUCCCAAUUUAUAUCAAGCAUUGGUAGAUUCUGUUGCACCCACAAUAUAUGGACACGACGAAAUCAAAAGAGGAAUCUUACUGAUGCUCUUUGGUGGAGUUCAUAAAGUUACUGAUGAAGGAAUGAACUUACGAGGUGACAUCAACAUUUGUAUCGUUGGAGAUCCAAGUUGUGCGAAAAGCCAGUUUUUGAAAUACGUUUGUAACUUUUUGCCUAGAAGCGUUUACACAUCAGGAAAGGCUUCUUCAGCUGCUGGCCUGACUGCCUCUGUUGUGAAAGAUGCAGAGACAAAUGAGUUUUGUAUGGAAGCUGGAGCUCUCAUGUUGGCAGACAAUGGCAUUUGUUGCAUUGAUGAAUUUGAUAAGAUGGACUUGAAAGACCAAGUGGCCAUUCAUGAGGCAAUGGAACAACAAACAAUAUCCAUUGCAAAAGCAGGUAUUCAGGCAACCUUGAAUGCGCGAACUGCAAUCCUAGCUGCUGCCAAUCCUGUUGGAGGAAGAUACGAUCGAUCGAAAACUUUAAAGCAAAAUCUGGCCAUGAGUGCUCCAAUUAUGUCACGUUUUGAUUUAUUCUUUGUGAUUCUUGACGAAUGUGAAGAAGUUUCUGACUAUCAUAUCGCAGAAUAUAUUCUAAAAAUUCAUCAGCACACUCAAACUACUACUACAACUCCAUUUUCGCAGGAACAACUUAAACGGUAUAUCAAAUACGCAAGAACUUUACAUCCUAAAUUAACAGAAGAAGCCAACCAAUUGCUCGUUCAUUACUAUCAGAGAAUACGACAAAGUGAUUCACAAGGUGGCAAGACUUCCUACAGAAUAACUGUACGACAGUUAGAAAGCAUGAUUCGACUAUCCGAGGCAUUGGCUCGUUUACAUUUAGAUGAUCAAGUGCAUCCUAAAUAUGUGAGAGAGGCGGCAAGGCUUCUUAAAAAUAGCAUUAUUCACAUAGAAUGUGAGGAUAUUUCUUUAGAAGAUGAGAAUGUACUUUCAUCGACUACUCCUAACACACAAAUACCAUACGAGUCAGUGGCCAAUAGAGAGAACAGGGAGCCUAAUAAUCUAUCUUCCGAACAGUCAAAUAGUGCCAAUGAAAAGAAAGAUAAAUUACGAAUCAGUUUUCAAGAGUUUCAGAUAUUGACGAAUCGAAUAGCUCUAUUUCUAAGAAGAAAAGAGGCAGAGGGAAUUGCUGCUGUUCCUCAACGUGAAAUUGUAGAUUAUCUAUUGGAAGUAGAAGAUGAAGAAUCCGAAAUUCAAACGGAACAAGCAUUAUUAGAGCAAGCAAAGAAAAUGAAACUCGUAGUCAAUCGCUUGAAGAACGACUUUUAGCUCUUCACCCUAAUUUUGUGU